UGGCUGCGCCCUGAGCCUCCGCGCACCGACCCUCGCCUCUGGCGGCGGGCUCACUCGCGGGGAGCCCGCGUCCACUGCCCUUCGCAGCCUCCGGAGCAAGGGCGAGGCCCGGGGAGCAGCGGGACAGCCAUGGCGGAGCCGGAGGCCGCGGCCGAGGACCUGGACGCCCUCAUUGAUGACCUGGACUACCUCCCGGGCCACUUCCACCUGGAGAUGCAGCUGAACUUCGAGCCGCGCUCGCCGGCCUCGCUCCGUGCCCGGGACCUGAAGCUGCAGCGGGACGGCCUGCGGCAGGAGCUCGAGCUAGCGGCCGCCCCGCAGCGCCCCGCAGUCCACCACCUCCUGGGCGCCUUCGCCUUCUACCUGGAGGAGCUGGACGAGGCCCGCGAGCACUUCCUCAAGGUGGCCCAGGAGGACCCGGGCAACCUCAACGCCUGGGCCAAUCUGGCGCACGUGUACGGCCGGCUGGGGCAGGAGGAAGAGGAGGAGGCGUGCGCCGGGCAGCUGGCCGGCCUGAUGGGCCUGGCGACCGACCCCGAGGCCGCGGAGGACCCCCAGCUCCGCGCCGCGCGCUGCCUGGCGGAGCAGGGCUACGCGCACGGCUUCGACGUGGGCUGCGCCAGCCCGGAGGAGCGCGCGCGGGUGCUGGCCGCUGGCAUCGCGCUCUACGACAAGGCGCUGAGCUACGCGCAGCAGAUCCCGAUAGAAGAGAAAAGGAGCUGGUACUUCACCAUGGCAACGCUCUUCAUCAGGCUCGAUGGCAUCUUCCUGGAGCUGGGCAACGAGGAACAAAAGAGGCUGCCCGCCUUCAACCGCACGCUGGCCCUGCUCCGGCAAGUCCUCAAGUCCUCAGACCCCCACCACCAAGCUCUGGCCUGGUGCUACCUCGGGAUGCUGCUGGAGAGGAAGGACACCUUCUCCACGACCCCCCUGGGCAUCCAUGACUGCGGUUACUCGGGGACUCACCCCCUGGACUGCUUUGGCAAGGCCAUCGAGAUUUCCAAGGACCAACCCCCUAUCCUGAAUCGCCUGGCCAAAAUCUUUCACUUCCUAGGAAAGCAGGAUAUGGCCAUUGGCACCUGUAACAUGGCCCUGGAUGUCCUACGCGAUCCGGAACUCAACUGGCAGGCGUACUGCACUAGGGCCAAGAUCCACAUCAGAGCCUACCUCCGCGGCCUGGAGCGAGGCAAGAUGGGGCUCGGCGGCGUGCCCGACAGGAGCCACCUGGCCCGUGCCAAGGCCGACCUCGAGGAAGUGGUCAAGGUGUGCCCAGGCCUCAAGACCUACCUGGACAUCGGCCAGGUCUACUACUACAUGGGCGUGGACGCCGUGCAGGAGCUGCUGACGGUGGACGAGGCGGCGCUGAACCAGGCGCUGGUCUUCCUGGCCAAGGCCGGCGAGUCGGAGCUGGGCGCCACGCUGCCCGAGCUGCAGCUGCUGCGCGGCAAGUGCCUGCGCAUCAAGGGCGAGGAGGCCAACGCGGCGGCCUGCUUCAAGCGCGCCGUGGAGCUGGACGACGCGGGCUCCAGCCACACCGAGGGCUUCGGCUGCCUGCUCGAGGCGCUGCUGGCGCAGUGGAGCCAGGCGCAGCUCAGCGACGGCGAGCUGGGCCGCGAAGUGGACGCGUGGCUGCGCCGCGCCCAGAGCAAGUACCCGGCGGCGCGGCUGCGCCAGGAGCUGCAGCGCGUGUGGCGCGGCCACACGGCCGAGGUGCUGGGGCUGGCGCGGGCCCUGGUGGCCCAGCGCCGCCCGGCGCUCGUGCGGCUGCUCUUCGAGACCAUGGAGCGCGAGCGCGAGGGGGCGCCGCGGCUCCGCCGCGCCUUCACCUUAUGAGGGCCGCCCGCCGCGGAUUGGGCCAGGUCGGGGCGCUGGAAAUAACUGGAAGGGGGACGUUGAGGCACUAGGGAGGUUUGACGUGCCCCCCGGGGCAGAACGGCCUGGUUAAGGAGAGCAAGGGAGGCUGGGGGCAGACGCGAGAGGCCACCGGGAAACUGCCAAAUGAAGGACAGAAUUGUGCAAAAAUGUACAAAAAAAAUGAGAUGGCUGCGAGUCUCCUAGGAGAUCCAGGAGACAGCUGCCUCCAUUUGGCGGCCUAGUCUCUGUGCGCAACCCCAGGCCUGAGUGCCUGUCUCUGGAUUCCCGUGAGCCACACUCUAUCCUUAUAAUGAAGCCGCCUUGACUUCAGUUGGCUGGAGUGGGUCCUGCAGCCAGAAAAGCCAGGGCUAGAGCAGAGGGCAAAGAAACCUGCACAGGGAGCAGGUGAGGGGCCGGCCGAGACUACGCCUGUGCUCGGGGCUCUGCCCCACCCGUCUAGCAGUCUUCCAGCAGGCCUCAUCCUUGGUCAGCUUGGUCUGAAAGGCCCCGACUCCCUGAAAUAAAGCCCAUCAAUAGAACCUUCGCUUGACUUCCCUGUUCUUGGGGGGAACCUAGGGACCCCACCCAUCAAGAAGUGCCUCCUGUGCCCAAUCUUGAAAUUUCUACAAGAGAGUGAAGAAAAUCUUGGAAUUUUACACUCUUGGAAUCCUAGUCAUAGAAUCUUAGAUGUGGAAUUUUAUUGUCAAAGACUUAGACUCUGAUUGCUGCCAAAUCUUAGGAUGGCCAAGCUGGAUUCUUGUGGCCCCAGCUACAAGAGCUAACUUAAUCUAAAAUUCCAGAUUAAGUUCUUGCCAGAUUCCAGGAAUGCUGGUUGGACAUAACUGCAAUGGCAAGACCCCAUGAUGGUUUGUGAGUUAUUUUGCAUUUUUCCUUUCUUUAAAGACUUAUACUCACCGCUUUGCUCAUGUCCCUGAUCCUUAGACUUUACCAGGGACGGGCCAGCAGCCCUGCAUUGCUUCUCAUGUCUCCAGUGACAGAUGGAGAACAGAGUGAGAACUGCAGUCCUUAGAGGUCAUGCACCGCAGUCCUCUCAUUGCACAAAUGGGGAGAUCGAGAGCCCUAGAAGAGAAGUGGCUUGCCCAGAGUCAGACUUCCUAGUCUGCGCCACCCCACCUACCCAUACUCAAAUUUACAUCCAGCAUUUUCAGGUUUGUAAAAAUACUAAUAAACUGAUUAACACUAAA
Molecule: messenger RNA, 3059 nt
Organism: Equus quagga
Lineage: Eukaryota; Metazoa; Chordata; Mammalia; Perissodactyla; Equidae
Gene: TTC22
Product: tetratricopeptide repeat domain 22
Exons: 7
Coding region: 130-1833 (567 amino acids)
Molecular function (GO): protein binding
Source: RefSeq, a predicted model, not a curated record